UGAGCCCAUGCUGCUUAUGUUUUGGCAGGCCAGACCAUGGCUGCUUCAGACAUCGACCUGUCAUCUGUCAGGGGCGCUGGAUCCUCACCGUCAUUGCUUGCUGAUCCCCAGCUUUAUACGUCUCUUUCUUUGAGCGUGGAUGACCAACUAACUAACUAGUAUGGCUGAUAUAACCAGACUCCGUUUUGCACACUCGGUCGGCUUACCCAAUUUCCCUAUCAACAGCUGGUGGAGGCUAUGUCUCUAUUCUAUAUGCUAAUGAACACGGUAUUCCCCAUCUACAGGGCCGUAAGGUGGUUUCAAGCAUUGCAAGGCUUUGCUUACAUUUUAACUCCCCCCAGCAUGGACAGAAAGACGGUGGUCGACUCAUGCAUGAGAUCUUAUGCUCAACCAAGGCUCGGCUGCCUGAAUGGAUACUUGUGUAACAGCAGUUGAAUCAAUACACUGCAGUCGAAUGUCCUACAGUCGGUUAUUGGACAAGCUGGUGCAUUGCUUGUCAGGAUGGAUAGUCUCGUUUGUAAGACUCUUGACAGCUACCGCUACUAUGCCGUUGCACUCAAGCGCAGAACAGCAUAUAUUUAUACCCCAUGAGGCCUUCUCCUUCUCGUUCUUUUCACAGACACACCAGAAAUAUUGUGCUGGGAUAUGCUUGAUACUGGUACAGAUCUUAAACCGACACGAUGGAUACUUCGCUACGGACACACGCCUUCAUGUUUGCCGUAAUGGCGCUUCCCCCACUAGGGUCGCUUUACCUUGGACCAGACGCCACGAAAGGUUCAUCUAAUCUAUACCUUUACCAUGCAGCUAUCUUACUGGUAUGGACUGCCGCGAUAAAAAAGAUUGUCUAUAAUCAUUACUUCGGUCCCCUGAGAAGCAUUCCAAUGGCACCAGGAGAUUGGCUCAUCUUCGGUCAUACACCAUAUAUGUAUCGUGCAAUCCCGGGGAACUGGAUCCUCGACUUUGUCAAUAAGCGCAAUGCCAGAGAUUAUGGAAUGAUAAGAACAAAGGGCAUACUGCAUCUAAGCGAUACAGUCAUCCUAACUGACCCCGAUUUAUUCAACGAAGUCUUGAGCGCUCACUGUUAUGACUGUGAGUGUCAUUUCAUGUAUUAUUAUCCUAUCUACAUGCAUUUCAACUAAUAGGCAGAAGAUAUCAAACCACCUAAACGCACUGCAUUUGUUAAACGAAUGAUAGGACGGGGCAUUGGCACUGCCGAACUUGCAGAGCACAAGGCACAACGAAAGUCUGUUCGGCCAGCCUUUCUCGGCCAUGUUAUCAAAGAACUUGUCCCGAAGAUAUGGCUUAAAGCUCUUGAGUUCACAGACUUUAUGGCGACUGAGUCAAAGGCCACUGAUGGUGCCACUGAGUUCCACAGAUUAGUCUCCCUGGUGACACUUGGUAAGGGAUACAAAAUCCAUAGGAGAAUAUAUACAGAUGUCCAGAUCCCCUGACCUCUGACUCAUUGUUAUCUAGAUAUCAUUGGAGUUGCUGCUUUUGGCGAGGAUUUCAAGUCUCUAUAUAGUUCACAGAAUGAGCUCGCAGCCACGUUUCGUCGAAUGUUAGAUCCAACCUGGGAUUUUAUCAAAUACUUUGUUGCAUGCAUGUUACUACCGAGCUGUAUUUCCUCCAUGCUUCCUAUGGAGGGAAACAAAACAUUGACAGCAUGCAAGUCUAAACUGCUGAGUCUCAGUCACCAGCUAGUUACCGAGAAAAAGGAGGUGGCUAAGAAAGGGGGAAACUACAGCACAACCGUCUUAUCGGUGCUUCUGAAAAAUGGGGAAUUUUCUGAUGACGAUAUACGGGACCAGAUGUUGACAUUCUUGUUUGCAGGGUACGAUUUUCAUUCAAUCUCAUCUAGAAGGAUGGCUUUGCUAACAACGGCAUCUAGUCAUGAAACUACGAGUACAUCAACCACUUUUGCCAUGUACCUUCUCGCUACACACCCUGAAAUUCAAGAGAAACUUCGAGUCGAGGUUCAGGGAGUAUUAUCACAGUGCCACCCACAUGAGCUCACGGAUCAAAUGUUUGAGUCAAUGCCACUCCUUUCUGCGGUCGUGUCCGAGACUCUCAGACUUUGGCCGGUGGCGGUAAGUCUUCAACGAACUUAGUGAAGAUGGCCGUGUAACUACUUCUUUGCUUCUUAUACUAAUGUUUCCCCCCCUCCUAUCCAGCCCUUACAGCCGCGAGUUGCCAUAGUAAGUGUUACAGUACCAGCCCAUCUCACGUUGAUAACAUACCCUUGUGACUAAAAAGUCUUUCUAAAGAGGGACAGUGUCAUUCGGGGUGUCACAAUUCCCAGAGGCACACGGGUCAACAUGUCUAUCUUAACAGCUAAUCGGUCACAGUCUAUCUGGGGAGCAGAUGCAGAUGAAUUCAGACCUGAACGGUGGCUCGGCGAGGGUAGAGAGACUCAUGGAGGGACUAACAGCCGCCUUGCAAGUAGUACUACUUUCUUGUUUGGACCACGAACUUGUAUUGGACAAAGCUUUGCUAGGGCAGAGAUGAAGUGCCUGAUUGCAGCUAUGGUGGGAAGAUUCAAAAUUGAGAUGCUGCAUCCAGACCAGGAGGUUGUGGUCGCCGGGGCUGUAAGUCUAAUUCUAUCACCUUCUUGAUCUCCUUGACCUCUUUGCUCGGAUAUGCUGUGUCUUGCUAACACUUUAUAUGCACUUAGAUCACGAUCAAGCCUAUGAACGGCCUAAAUAUUCACCUCACAGAUAUUGGCCCAAAUCAUAAGUGAGGAGAUAGCCAUUGCUCUGGUUACUACGUUGCUUGUAGGGAAUACAUCCGAGCCUGUUCUCAGGUGCAUUCGGCUCUUCUUUAGCUACUCCGUUCUGUUGAUAUAAGGUAGGUAACUAUCAGCCGCAUUAAACAGUUAGUUAUAUGAACUACUAACUAAUGGGUAGGGCCGUAUUUCAAGCUUCCCCGUGUAAUGUAUCUUUACUGAUGGGACCUAUCAACAGCUGUCCUGCGCCGCGACUAACCUUAGUAUCUGACUUACUGAUACUAUUUGUACUAGAAGUGCAUCAAGAACGGUCGCCAUACCCUCCAGGCCUGUCUUUGGGAUGCUUGCUCUCGGGCAGUCUCCCAAGACUACCCAUGUCCAACGACCAUACUACGCCGAUGACCACGUAACUCGAAUGUUCAUCUGAGACAGGGAGCCCUCGUCUAAAUGAACUUCGCCUUCCCGUUCCUCACUUAUCUAACUCUUGCCUGGUAUUGGUCUUCUGGACGUAGUUUAUCCCCCGGGUCCCGCUUGUUGAAGAUACGAGCCUACCGAAAGUCGAUGAUUCCAUUAUUACGGAGUAUAUCCUGUGCCUCUACCUGACUUAAUUAUGAUAAAACGAUAUACUGUGUGUAAAUGUACUGUACCCCUGAACCCACUGAGUUUUUUUCAGAGAUGUCUCUGUAUUGAUGUAUAAAACUUCGAAGGCUCUCUCACUUGUCUAUUCACUUCCCAGUCAUCUGUUUGCCUCCAAAAGGGAUGAAUAACUAGCCGUGUACUCCGUUCAAGUGGCAGACUCCUGCUUUCCUGCAACGGUCAGGGUUUUUCUCAAGAUGGAAGACUUCUUUAGCUGGGACACAACACAGCAAGCUCUGUGAGACUGUGAAUUCCUGCAUAUCACAGAUAGCUAGUCAAGACUGGCUCAAUAUAAGCUCUGCCUGUUUGCUGUCUGUUCUCUAUAGUUAUCCAAAGCUGCCUGCCACUGCUCGUUGGCUAUAUAAUGACCAAAACCAGCAGACUAACUGCUGGGCAAGCAUGAAAACAAACAAACCACCGGGCAACCGGGAAAACUAGCCUGAACCGAUUUUCUCUUGAUAACAAACAGGCUGCUCCCAUGGCCCUUUUUC
Messenger RNA from Trichophyton rubrum CBS 118892, 3849 nucleotides. RefSeq lists its product as uncharacterized. The record is from RefSeq and is a predicted model, not a curated record. Gene Ontology annotation, molecular function: iron ion binding; monooxygenase activity; oxidoreductase activity, acting on paired donors, with incorporation or reduction of molecular oxygen. Lineage: Eukaryota; Fungi; Ascomycota; Eurotiomycetes; Onygenales; Arthrodermataceae. The transcript has a single exon. The coding region runs from base 1557 to 2108 and encodes 183 amino acids.